This is a messenger RNA of Drosophila simulans, 2926 nucleotides long. RefSeq names its product odorant receptor 30a (gene Or30a). Gene Ontology annotation, molecular function: odorant binding; olfactory receptor activity. Gene Ontology annotation, cellular component: plasma membrane. The record is from RefSeq and is a predicted model, not a curated record. The transcript is spliced from 6 exons. Gene Ontology annotation, biological process: detection of chemical stimulus involved in sensory perception of smell; sensory perception of smell. NCBI's taxonomy places the organism in Eukaryota, Metazoa, Arthropoda, Insecta, Diptera, Drosophilidae. Bases 1216 to 2448 code for a protein of 410 amino acids.
GCUUUUCUUGGAUUUCCUCUACUCUUUUUCUAUUUUUCGGAAACACUUAAAGCAUAUCGGUUAAUAUUAAGAUAUUUUUCCCAGCAAGUGGUGGUAAUUUUCAGACAUUGUCUUUAUGCCUUUUAUAGUUGCCUCUGUUAAUGGCCACGUUCAACCAAUUAAAAUUAUAAUUGGCCAACGUAAAAGCUAACUGCCAAAUACAUACCGCCUUCCAGAGAAAAUCUCUCUUUAAGCCCUGUUAAGUUUUCGCAGUGCACCCGACUAACUAAGUUUCAUAUUAAGACAGCUACCAGACUGAGAAACGCGGGGCAGGGGUGAUCACAUACAUCAUAAAGCAAAUCAAGCGUAAGUAACACCUUGAUAUAAAGCUCAAGUGACGGCAAAACUCGGGACAAACAGGGCGUAUACGCAAUUUAUAUCUCUCAGCCAAGAAAUGAAGUAAUUAAGGUAUGUCUGGUUCCUUUCUUUAAUAACUUGUUUGAUUGAUCACAUAUUUUCUUUGCUUUGUCCACUCAAAAGUAUUUCCAAUUGCAACUCAAUUAAGAUUCCCUAUCUCGGUAAUAAAAGGAAUUCCGGAGCCCCCGUCUUAAUGACAAAUGAUUUGGUUUCCUUGCUGUUUAUAUGACCAUAAAUAUAAAGUGAAAACGCCCAGUGUGAGUUCAAAGUUCAAAGAAUGUAGAGGGUCUACAACUUGUAAUUGGCACACAGAUUGGGAGUCUGCAACAUGUGUAGUGGGUGUUGUUGGGCUAUAAUGAAAAAGGUUGCUCUUUGAACGCCUUUUGUUGGCUUGAGGGUUUUGGGAUUUCUAUAGGUUCGUCCGGCUGGGAAACAGACAAAUUGCCACCGAUUAAGAUUUUUUAUCGGAGUACACAGGGACGGCCAUGAAAAAUGAAGAUGUUGGGUUUUUUUUCUUGCAACUUGAGGUUAAAUGAAGUCCUCGAAACUUCCCAAACCAAUUACUCAAACUGACUUUAAGUUUAAGAAAUUUAAGGACCUGUAUUGCCUAAAAACUGAACAUGUCCUUUAUCCAAUGACCUCAAUAUACAAUUGUAUUCUUUACACCUCUAAUAAUACCCUUUGGAGGGCUAAUUAACACAUUUGCUCCAACACAAUCACGAUGUAGCCCCAUUAAUUAAGUGCUAAUUAUGAUGACAUCACGACAAGACAGACAAAUCCCACCCCUAAUCAUUUGAGCACCUAUAUAACGAAGCCGGAAUGGGCUGUGAAAUUCACAACAUUGUGGAUAUUGACACAGACAAUAUGGAAUUGAAAUCGAUGGAUACGGUGGAGAUGCCCAUUUUUGGGAGCACUCUGAAGCUAAUGAAGUUCUGGUCAUAUCUGUUCGUACACAACUGGCGCCGCUAUGUCGCAAUGGCUCCGUACAUUAUAAUCAAUUGUACUCAGUAUGUGGAUAUAUAUCUGAGCACCGAAUCCUUGGACUUUAUCAUCAGAAAUGUAUACCUGGCUGUAUUGUUUACCAACACAGUGGUAAGAGGUGUAUUGUUAUGCGUACAGCGAUUUAGCUACGAGCGUUUCAUUAAUGUUUUAAAAAGCUUUUACAUUGAGUUGUUGGUGAGUACGAAAGAUUAUCUCAAAAAUACAUAUUGCAUAAAUGCAGUUUUAAAGCAAUCAGAUGACCCCACCAUCAACCUUUUGGUCGAGGAAACCACACGCCUAUCAGUUUUCAUUAGUAGGAUUAAUUUAUUAAUGGGCUGCUGCACGUGCAUUGGCUUUGUUACAUAUCCCAUUUUUGGUUCGGAAAGAGUUCUGCCAUAUGGCAUGUAUUUGCCCACCAUUGAUGAAUACAAAUACGCAUCACCCUACUACGAGAUUUUCUUUGUGAUUCAAGCCAUUAUGGCUCCAAUGGGGUGUUGCAUGUACAUACCCUACACAAACAUGGUUGUAACAUUUACCCUUUUCGCCAUUCUUAUGUGUCGAGUAUUGCAACAUAAGUUGAGAAGCCUAGAAAAGCUGAAAAUUGAACAAGUACGUGGUGAAAUCAUAUGGUGCAUAAAAUAUCAAUUGAAAUUAUCAGGAUUUGUGGACGCAAUGAAUGCCUUGAACACCCAUCUUCAUUUGGUUGAGUUCCUUUGCUUUGGUGCCAUGCUAUGUGUUCUUCUUUUCUCCUUGAUAAUUGCUCAAACUAUUGGUCAGACCGUCAUAGUCAUCGCAUACAUGGUAAUGAUAUUUGCCAACAGUGUGGUCCUUUACUACGUGGCCAAUGAACUAUACUUCCAAAGCUUUGAUAUUGCCAUUGCUGCCUAUGAAAGCAAUUGGAUGGACUUUGAUGUGGACACACAAAAGACUUUGAAGUUCCUCAUCAUGCGCUCACAAAAGCCUUUGGCGAUUCUGGUUGGUGGCACCUAUCCCAUGAACUUGAAAAUGCUUCAGUCACUACUGAACGCCAUUUACUCCUUCUUCACCCUUCUGCGUCGCGUUUACGGCUAAAAAACACUCGCUUACAAGGUUAUCCCCUCUUUGGUGGAACAAUUGCCACAAUUGAUUGCAUUUAAGCAGCAAAUGUUCCUCUCAAAGGAUAUUGUGGAAGGGCAAAUGCUGUGCAAUUGGAUUGUUGCAAAUGCAUUCGAGGCAACUGCAACACGUCUCCGAAAUAUUCGAAAGGAGCGACCAACGAAAUAAACUAUAAUAAAAUUGCUUCUGUUGGAUCCUUUGUUGGCUUUUCGACCACAUCUUGGCUGGCAGUUGACCACGAGCGCUUCCUUUUGUUGUUGGCUCAUUGUUAUGCCCGGCACGUGCCAUUCAGAUAACUUCUAUUUAAGCAAAUAUAAAUCUAAAGUGUGCUAAAUUAGAUUAAAAUGUUCUCGUAAAAUAAACGUUGUCCAGUCUGCCGCCAGCUGAUACAGGGAUUCCAGGACCACGGAGCCACCUAACAUUAUUGUGUCCGAAAUUGCUUACAAAUUCCCGC